Molecule: messenger RNA, 1554 nt
Organism: Saxophila tyrrhenica
Lineage: Eukaryota; Fungi; Ascomycota; Dothideomycetes; Mycosphaerellales; Extremaceae
Exons: 2
Coding region: 1-1554 (517 amino acids)
Source: RefSeq, a predicted model, not a curated record
AUGGACGUUCCUUACCGACCGACGGAGCUUAUCUCAUUAACGUACGGCCUGUCACUCGCCGAGAGUAUGGAAGUUCUACUCCUAUUGUUUCUUUCAGCAUUCCUGAUCGCAUCGGUUUUCUUCGUCGCAGUCAUCCCUGGACGUCGAGCAAUACUCCUAGAUCGUUUCCAAACGUCUAAACAAAAGGCAAGCGUGUCCCUCACGCCGCCGCGAUUGAUCACGCCACAUGAAAAACAGAGACCAGUCAGAAAUACCUCACAGCCACAAUACGCAGACGUCUUCCCACCGCACCGCCGACUAGCGCUUGCCGAUCUACCCUCAGAUGCUCUGAAAGGAUCCGGAGCUACUGGUCUUGAGCUCAGCAAAUUGUCGCCAGACUAUAGCAAGCCUGUGCCAGACAAAGCUGUCUCCAACAGCGACGAGCUGCUCGAUCGCACCACACCGACAGGCUACUCGGUCGCUGAGAUCAAGCGGCUGGGCGACUUUCCAGACUAUGCCUCUCUCUCCGGCAUACCUCUUCCCACAGCAUACGAAGCCUUCAACAUCGAUACGGCGAUGCCCAGGCCAUACCGGCCUUACAGAUGGCCUUAUCAUCAGACAAUGUCUCUGUCCAAGCUUGACCAUGACUUCUGGCUGGAGUUGGACAAAAACUAUGUUUCAGUGAUCGAACAGAGACAGCAGCUGUUCCAGCAAUAUGGCGACUCGGUCAUUCGGGCCUUGCCAGGUUCCGAGUUAGCCUGCAAAGAGUUGAUGGAGAUGGUGGUGCAGUUCCUUUGCGCCCGGUACCCGCAGCAUUUCCGUCUCGACAGGGUGCAGCUCGUCUUCCACAAUGGCAUCCUCGACACACAAACAGAUCUCAACGCGACUGAGCCCUUGCAUGUACUAUUGCAGCACGUUCCAGAAGACUUCGCCAUCAUGGUCCGCGAUCCACUGACAGGCAUCUACAGCUUCCGCGCCGGCAUCAUCAUGUCUUCGCUCGGCUGGAACCUGGGUAGCAAGAUCGGGCUGAAACUGUCAGAGAUCCACUCACCGGUGCCGGAGUACAAGGAGAAGAUGCAAUUCUCGAUGGACCGCUACUUCGCAAAGAAGCCAACCGACCGAGCAAUACAACGCGGAUCUUGGGGACUCGAAGUGGACCAACCGUUGUACAUGCCGCCGGGUGACCCGCAAGAGGCACACAGAGAAGAACAGAAUCCAGAGCUCACGGUCGACCGGGUGCAUCUCCGUGUGGACUGGCAAACGCUGCGAAGACUACCGUUGAGUGGCGCUGUUGUCUUUAACUUCAAGGGGCUCUUCACGCCAGUCACUGAAUUUCGAAACGAGCCGUAUAUCCCAAGCUUGAUCUUGAAGGUGCUCAAGGAGGGGAAGCGCAGUAUAAUGGAGUACAAGAGUACAUGGCAUACCGAGCAUGUCGUCAUUCCAGCGUUGGAGCAAUACGAGCGGGAGCAGAUAGAUAAUGGUUUGAUUGAGAAGGACUGGGAGCCGCAGACUCUGGACGAAUCGCCGUUCUUCCCUGGGUGGGAGGAGAAGUGGCAUCGACAGCAGGGCUUUUGA